ACCCCUCUAGGAUAAGACAAUAUAGUGGAUCUUGCCUACGUUAUCGCAGUGGCCUUCGUACGAGGUACCUCUUACUUCAUACAAACUUCUUUAGAAAUAGAAGUACCUCUUACCAUAAGACGUCGGCGGCAAUAACCUAAUCGACUGGACCUUCGUUGUAGGUUCAGGGUUGUGAGUUGCGGGUUGCAGUUGCAGUUGCAUUUUCCUGCCCAGUCCAGCAUCACAGGCUCAACAACUUCCAAGCUUGGAAACUUGACAGAAACAACUUUCUACUCCGAAUUCCUCACCACCGAACACCAUUCAAUUAUUUCGACAUCCCGAAAAGCUUCUUCCUUAUCGUCUCCAUACACCCCAAUUCUUCUCAGAUCCACCCCACAGGCUGUUGUUCCAGAGCAGUUAAGCAGACACAUCCCCAUCGUCAUCGAAAAUGUCGAAUACCGAUUUUCUCGGUCGGGCGAUCGAGACGGUGCGACGCGCCAUAGACGCCGACAACGGUAACGAAUACGAAAAAGCAUACCAACUAUAUUACCAGUCCCUCGAGCUAUUUAUGCUUGCCUUAAAAUGGGAAAAGAACCCGAAGUCCAAAGAGAUGAUUCGCCAGAAGACGGGCGAGUACAUGGAUCGCGCCGAAAAGCUGAAGGCUCAUCUCUCCGACGCCGAUGCGAAACGUAAAAAGCCAGGUUUGGUUGGCGCGAACGGUUCGUCGACUGGUGGGACGGGGAAGGGAAAGCAAAACGGCGAAGAGGUCGACGAGGAUAGUAAGAAGCUUCGAAACGCCCUCGCAGGUGCUAUUUUACAAGAUCGACCGAACGUUAAAUGGGAUGACGUCGCCGGACUAGACGGAGCAAAGGAAGCAUUAAAAGAGGCCGUGUUACUGCCCAUUAAGUUCCCGAAUCUAUUUCAGGGGAAGCGCCAACCGUGGAAGGGCAUCUUACUAUACGGACCACCUGGCACGGGUAAGAGUUAUUUGGCAAAGGCUGUAGCUACUGAAGCAAACAGUACCUUCUUUAGCGUGAGCAGUAGUGACUUGGUGAGCAAGUGGAUGGGUGAAAGUGAAAGGUUAGUCAAGCAACUCUUUGCUAUGGCGCGAGAAAAUAAGCCUUCUAUUAUCUUCAUCGAUGAAGUCGACGCUCUCUGUGGCCCGCGAGGGGAAGGAGAAUCGGAAGCUUCACGAAGAAUUAAGACCGAGAUGUUGGUGCAGAUGGACGGUGUUGGAAAAGACUCGACGGGUGUGCUGGUAUUAGGAGCAACCAACAUCCCGUGGCAAUUAGAUGCUGCUAUUCGAAGACGAUUCCAACGAAGAGUACACAUCAGUCUACCGGACGUCGGCGCAAGGACUACCAUGUUCAAGCUUGCUGUGGGAGAAACACCUACUACGUUAAAGAGCGAAGAUUACAGGAAAUUAGCAGCACAGGCAGAGGGUUAUUCGGGAAGUGAUAUCACCAUUGCCGUGCAAGACGCCCUAAUGCAACCAAUACGGAAGAUCCAACAAGCCACACAUUUCAAAGAGGUAGAAAAGGAUGGACAAACGCUUCUGACACCUUGCUCACCUGGCGACCCCGGCGCAAAAGAGAUGACAUGGGACGACGUCGAUUCGGAAAGGUUACUCGAACCCCUAGUCGACUUUAAGGAUUUCGUCAAGGCUAUCAAAUCAUCAAGGCCGACGGUUUCGGGAGAAGAUCUCCAGCGAAAUUCGGAUUGGACGAAGGAGUUUGGAAGCGAAGGAAACUAGAUAGGUACUAGGUAGUUGGCUAAGGGGGAAGAUCACGGAGCGUAACGGCAUUACAAGGCGUUAUGGGCGCGAAACUUUUACCAUCGUCGUUUUGAUCCGCCACUUUCGUGGCUAGAUUAUUUGAGCUCGUUAGCCAUUCCGGAACACAUAUGGUUGGUUGUUUGUACUGCCUAGUAGGCACAGAGCAAUUGAUAACUGUUCAUUCUUCGAUGUGGAAUACGGAGACUCGAAUUCGGUCGUAUUGUACCUCGAUUCGAAUUGACUCUAAGAUUUAUAACUGAUACC
Molecule: messenger RNA, 2017 nt
Organism: Annulohypoxylon maeteangense
Lineage: Eukaryota; Fungi; Ascomycota; Sordariomycetes; Xylariales; Hypoxylaceae
Product: vacuolar protein sorting-associated protein VPS4
Exons: 3
Coding region: 428-1732 (434 amino acids)
Biological process (GO): endosomal transport; vacuole organization
Molecular function (GO): ATP binding; ATP hydrolysis activity
Source: RefSeq, a predicted model, not a curated record